AAUCGGGAUAAUCUUUGCGAUUACAGCAAAAAAAGUAGAUUACGGAAGCAGAAAAAUAAAUAAUACUAUGCGAGGUACAUAAAACAGAGAAAGUGAAGAUCAUCUUAACACAGUGAUUUCUAGGUAUAAAAUUAACAUUUAAGCUGCUGUCACGUCCUUUAAAAAGAGUCUCUCUGGAGAAAGUGAAACAAACACAAUGAACAGUGUAACCCAUGGAAAAUUUCCAGAACCCAGCUGUGUGUCUAUGAAUAGUUAUCAGUCAUUGGAUCCUUCAAUUAACUUCAGUCUAGGAGGCUCUGUUGCAGAUAUGAGUGUAACCCAUGGAAAAUUUCCUGAACCCAGCUGUGUGUCUAUGAAUAGUUAUCAGUCAUUGGAUCCUUCAAUUAACUUCAGUCUAGGAGGCUCUGUUGCAGAUAUGAGAGUGAGAAAGUUGGCAACCCUAAACCUAUCACAUCUGAGGAAACUGAUAAACUAUAAAAACCCAGGAGAUUCAGGAGUGACGCUGCUUUCUGAUCUACUGAAGGAUCCAGACUGUAAACUAGAGACACUAGAUCUGUCUGACUGCAGCAUUGGAGCUGAAAGUUGUGCUGCUUUGGCUUCAGUUCUGAGAUCAAACCUAUCACAUCUGAGAGAAUUGAAUCUGAACAAUAAUAAUCCAGGAGAUUCAGGAGUGAAGCUGCUCUCUGAUCUACUGAAGGAUCCAGACUGUAAACUAAAGAAACUAGAGCUGUUUAAAUGCAGUAUUGGAGAGGAAGGUUGUGCUGCUUUGGCUUCAGCUCUGAGAUCAAACCCAUCACAUCUGAGAGAACUGAAUUUGAACUAUAAUAAUCCAGGAGACUCAGGAGUGAAGCUGCUCUCUGAUUUACUAAAGGAUCCACUCUGUGAACUAAAGAAACUACUUCUGUCUAACUGCAGUAUUGGAGCUGAAGGUUGUGCUGCUUUGACUUCAGCUCUGAGAUCAAACCCAUCACAUCUGAGAGAACUGAAUUUGAACAAUAAUAAACCAGGAGAUUCAGGAGUAAAGCUGCUCUCUGAUCUACUGAAGGAUCCUUACUGUAAACUAGAGAAACUACUGCUAUAUAACUGCAAUAUUGGAGCUGAAGGUUUUGCUGCUUUGGCUUCAGCUCUGAGAUCAAACCCAUCACAUCUGAGAGAACUGAAUCUGAACUAUAAUAAACCAGGAGAUUCAGGAGUGAAGCUGCUGUCUCAUCUAUUGAAGGAUCCACACUGUACACUAGAGACACUAGAUCUGUCUAACUGCAGUAUUGGAGCUAAAGGUUGUACUGCUUUGACUUCAGCUCUGAGAUCAAACCCAUCACAUCUGAGAGAAUUGAAUCUGAACAAUAAUAAUCCAGGAGAUUCAGGAGUGAAGCUGCUCUCUGAUCUACUGAAGGAUUCACACUGUAAACUACAGAAACUAUUUCUGUCUAACUGCAGUAUUGGAUCUGAAGGUUGUGCUGCUUUGGCUUCAUCUCUGAUAUCAAACCCAUCACAUCUGAGAGAACUGAAUCUGAACAAUAAUAAACCAGGUGAUUCAGGAGUGAAGCUGCUCUCUGAUCUACUGAAGGAUCCUUACUGUAAACUAGAGAAACUACUGCUGUAUAACUGCAGUAUUGGAGCUGAAGGUUGUGCUGCCUUGGCUUCAGGUCUGAGAUCAAACCCAUCACAUCUGAGAGAACUGGAUCUGAACUAUAAUAAUCCAGGAGAUUCAGGAGUGAAGCUGCUCUCUGAAAUACUGAAGGAUACAACCUGUAAACUAGAGAAACUACUUAUUGAGCCUAAACGGGAACAAACACCUAUAAAAGCUGCAAAUUACAAUCCAAACAACUGCCUUCUGUCAUGAAGUAAAAGAGCUGCUUAGUGCCCACUACAGGACAAAAGAGCAGAAAUGACCCAGCAGAGCUCAACAUGAGGGACACAACAACACAAAUGCGUAUAAAUAUCUGCAAUUGUGUGUGUUUUUCAAAAUUCUAAAUUUUUUCUCAAUUGCUUGGAUACAAUACAUAAAAAACUUAGAUAAGUUGUUAAUUAAAAAAAUCACCUGUUCAAUAUGACACAACUUAACAUCAAAGUACUACUAUUUCAAAAGGCAAUUCACACAUUACAUUUCAAAUGAAUGUCUAUUAAUUUCCUUACAAAGAUCUAACUAUCAAUUGAUACAACUGCUCAAAAUUAUAAGUAACUGUUGCAUUACUCUUAAUGCAUAGUUGUAUGGAAACAGACAAACAAUCUUCCAUGUUGACUAAAAAUCAUGAAAGUUUUAAGAUAACGAGAUUCAUUGUCACCAAUAAGCGUGGAGCAUGAACAAAUGAGACUAUAAUAUCCAACGAUAAUAAUGUCCAAUGAAAUUUGGGCAAUAUGCCCCCCCCACUUUUCAAAAUCACAAUUUUGUCCCCCCACUUUCAAAGUCGUUUGUUUAGAUUUUUUUUAACUGCACGUUGUCAUCUUCAUGGAUAAACUAGACAAGGAGAGUGGUGAUGGGGUGCCGUAAGGGGGGAUGCUUAAGAUGAUUCUAAUGGCCCAUAGACUUUGGAAGUUCCCACCCAUGGCCUGUGCCGCAUGCGUAUAGCCCCCUUAGCUGGGCCCUCUCUCACUCGCUCUGCCCGUCUUUACUGCGAGUGUUUAGCGUGGUCUCACCAAGCGGAGUGAACUUUUGAAGAGAAAAGUUUGUGUAUAUUUACUUCUGUUUGCUAUGACAUCUAAACAUGUGCAGUUUUUACUAUUA
Messenger RNA from Paramisgurnus dabryanus, 2725 nucleotides. RefSeq lists its product as uncharacterized. NCBI's taxonomy places the organism in Eukaryota, Metazoa, Chordata, Actinopteri, Cypriniformes, Cobitidae. Gene Ontology annotation, molecular function: protein binding. The record is from RefSeq and is a predicted model, not a curated record.